This is a messenger RNA of Coffea eugenioides, 905 nucleotides long. RefSeq lists its product as uncharacterized. Lineage: Eukaryota; Viridiplantae; Streptophyta; Magnoliopsida; Gentianales; Rubiaceae. The record is from RefSeq and is a predicted model, not a curated record. The transcript has 2 exons. The coding region runs from base 102 to 677 and encodes 191 amino acids.
CCUUGCAAAACAUUCAGCAUUACAACGCUACAUUUUCCCUUGGAAUUUUGUCCAAAAUUUCACGUCGGGAAAAAGGAAAUUCUCUAAUCAUUCUCAAAUCAAUGGAAGCUCUAUGGAAAUUAGAAGAUAAGUGGAAGCUAUCAACCCAAGAAGCUGUAGCAUUUUUUGCAUGCACUGCUUUUCUGGUCAUUGGAGUUUGCUUUGCCACAUUCCUAAAGAGGAGGGCUAAAAGAAGUGGACUAGUUCAUCAAGAACCAUGCAUGAAUACUGAAGCAACAGAUGAAGCAAAGCGGUCUGAUCAGAAACAGAUGAAAAAAUGGGGAGCUGUGAAGGAGUUGCUGAUGGGUUCGGUGAGGUGGAGUGGUGUGAGCAAGUUGGAAGAAAGAAGAUUAAGUGGAAGUCAGAGAGAGAGAGCUGCACCAUUGCCGGUGGUCGGAGGGGAAAAGUGUGAAGAAAAUUUGGGAAGGUUGAGUCAUAAUUCGAGUUCUGCGGUGUGGCAAAGGCCUAUAUUGAUGGGGGAGAAGUGUGAGUUGCCCAGGUUUAGUGGGCUUAUUCUCUAUGAUGAAAGAGGAAGGCCACUUGAUCAGCACGGUGACAUUCAAAGUAUUGAUGAUUUUCAGGGUGAUCAGGAAAGACCAUCUGCUUCUGUUAGAACUACUCUGAGGGACUUCCUGUAACAGAUAUCAGUCAAUACCCAACACUUGAAUCUGGGGUUGAACUUUUGUUUAUAAUGUUUUUGUGUGAACUAUGAUAUGAUGAAUUGCUCUUAUAUCUUAGAUUAUAAGUUUGCAAUUUGUUUGCUACAGGUCUAAAGAGAGGUCUGUGUGUUUGGGUGCUAAAAAUGUUGAAACCGUAAGAGAAAAAUGUGAAAGAAGACUUCGCAUAAAAGUUGGUUAAACUAGCUA